Molecule: messenger RNA, 565 nt
Organism: Suricata suricatta (meerkat)
Lineage: Eukaryota; Metazoa; Chordata; Mammalia; Carnivora; Herpestidae
Gene: RAET1E
Product: retinoic acid early transcript 1E
Exons: 4
Coding region: 84-506 (140 amino acids)
Biological process (GO): immune response; antigen processing and presentation of endogenous peptide antigen via MHC class I via ER pathway, TAP-independent; antigen processing and presentation of endogenous peptide antigen via MHC class Ib
Cellular component (GO): external side of plasma membrane
Source: RefSeq, a predicted model, not a curated record
GUCCCCUGGGGGAGAAGGUAAACACCACCAAAGCAUGGACAGAACUGGCCCAGACACUGGGAGAGGUGGGGCAAGAGCUCAGGAUGAUCAUGUCUGAUGUCAACCUGGAGAACAGCAUGACCAGGGGUCCUCCCACCCUGCACGUCCAGCUGUGCUGUCCGUGUGAGGCAGAACAAGGCACCGCUGCGUCCUGGCACUUCAACAUCAACGGGCAGCCAGCCCUCCUCUUUCAUGCGAUGAACAUGACCUGGACAGUCAGGAAUCCUGCAGCCAGAGGCAUCAAGGAGGAGUUGGAGAACAAGGGCCUGGCAAACGAUCUCAGGAGCAUCUCGAUGGGAGACUGCGAUCACUGGCUUAGGGAAUUCUUAGAACACUGGAAGGAAGUGCUGGAGCCCUCAGUAUCACCCACGAAUGUCCCAGACACUGGCCAGUCUCCAUUCAUGCUAUCAAAUGCAUGGAUCAUCCUAGCAGUGACUGUCAUCAGCUCAGUCCUAACUAGCAUCUGAAUCGGCAUCUCAGGCAAAGCAGGUCUUAAGUUUGUGAAGCUCAAUAGAAGAGCCUUUCG